UUCAUCACGUUCGCAGAUCCAGCGAGUGUGGACAAAGUGCUGGCACAGGGUAAUCACGAGUUAGACGGCAAGAAAAUCGACCCGAAGGUAGCGUUUCCCAGGAGAACACACCCAAAGAUGGUGACGAGGACAAAGAAGAUAUUCGUCGGUGGACUAUCGGCACCGACGACGCUGGAGGACGUCAAAAACUACUUCGAACAGUUCGGCCCGAUCGAGGAUGCCAUGCUGAUGUUCGACAAGCAGACCAACAGGCACAGAGGCUUCGGCUUCGUCACGUUUCAAAGCGAGGACGUGGUCGACAAAGUCUGCGAGAUUCAUUUCCAUGAAAUCAACAAUAAAAUGGUCGAGUGCAAGAAAGCACAGCCGAAGGAGGUGAUGCUCCCGACGAACCUGGCGAAGACGCGAGCGGCCAACAGAGGCGCAUACGAUUUUAUGUGGUCCCUGGCAGGAUUACCUGAUGGUUUCCCAGCGGCGGCGUACACGGCAUACGCGGCAAGCCGCGGCUAUUCUGGGUACCCUAGUUUCGGACUGCCCUACCCGACAGGAGUGCCGGCAGUGUACUACCACGGAACCGGAAGCGAGAACGCAAGCCGCGCGUAUACGGAGACGCCGAUGCAACACGUCCAACGGGCUGCACUUCGGAAGAAAUUGGAUCUAACCAACGGACAGCUCACCCCCAACAACAACACGCCCUUGCUCACGCAAGCUCUUUCUGGAUGGACGAGAGGGCAGAACGCAGCACGGUCGACUGACGGUACAAUGAAGGAUGCAUAUGCCUUGGACAAAUUUUGCACGAUGAACAAUCUCUGGACAGAAGAGGAUGACCAUCGCGUAUCUUACCAUCAUCAAUAAUAAGCGAAUGGAUCGUGUUUAGGUAGAAGAAUAACGGGUUUCAUCAGUAGAGGCUACGAGCUUACGCAUGCGAACCGGUCAUAUAAUCAACGAUAUAAUCAAGAAAAAUUAACACGAUCUUUGAACCGUUUAAAGGGAAAAUCAAAGAUGAAAGCAUUCUAACAGGGAAAUCCGAAUAAAAAAGAAUAGGGAAGCACAAAUAGAAGAUGGGUAAAAAAAAUGAAGAAAUUAAAAAUUGUACAUCCGAUACGCGUCCAGAAAUUUUGCGGGUUAAACGGAAUGGAGGAAAAUGAGAGAAUGUAAGAGAAAUGCGAAGGGCAGAAGCUGCGUAUAGCUAGAUACGGCCGAAACUGCGUAUUGAUGCCCAUUCUCCGACAUUAAUAAAGAAUAAUCUAAUAAUAAUGAAUUAAAUUAAUAUUAUUAAUUGCUAAAUA
Molecule: messenger RNA, 1286 nt
Organism: Megachile rotundata (alfalfa leafcutting bee)
Lineage: Eukaryota; Metazoa; Arthropoda; Insecta; Hymenoptera; Megachilidae
Gene: Rbp6
Product: RNA-binding protein 6
Biological process (GO): regulation of translation
Cellular component (GO): cytoplasm
Molecular function (GO): mRNA binding
Source: RefSeq, a predicted model, not a curated record